AUGUCAUUUUUGUUCGUUACUUCAACAAAAAUCGAUAUUUGGAAAAAUUCAGCUGCAUUACAGGCGAAAAAGUUGCUGUCGAUUAAGUUUGAAAAUUUCGCAAAAUUCUUCGUUUUUUCCACUCUUGAUUCGCCAGUAUCGAGUUCGGACAAGUUCAUACCUCGGAUACAACGACGGUGGUGGACGUUUUUAGAUUGACGGUAGCUCAGCAGACUCCAGUUUCGGCGUGUGAAAAGUGGCGCUCGAUAACGGUAUCAAAACGCAGUCCCGAGUGCAUCCGAGUCCUGGUAGUGCUCGCACCUUGGUGUGGGCACUACCCUUAACGGCGUCAUGCAACAUGGUGACCGAGGAGAACGACGAUCAUCCGCACACCGAGGAAGAGAAAACCCCGACUCAGGAGAAGGACAGCAAUCUGCUGGUACGGUCGGACAGCACGGAAAUCCUGAUCCAAAGUAGCAUGGACGACAUCUUCGACGUUAUCAAGGCCGGGGAGCUAUCGGAGGUGGAGAAUCUGGUGGAGAAGGUUGGGCCGGAAGCCCUGAGUGCCCGAGACAAGCAUGGCUACACUCCGGCUCAUUGGGCUGCCCUCGAUGGGAACGUGGAAAUGAUGCGAUAUUUGGUGGAACGGAAUGCUCCGGUCGAUUUGCCCUGUUUGGGAACGCAAGGCCCUCGCCCUAUUCAUUGGGCUUGUCGCAAGGGUCAUGCAGCUGUAGUGCAGGUGCUUCUUCAGGCAAGCGUCGCAGUGAAUGCUGCCGAUUUCAAGGGUUUAACACCACUGAUGACGGCCUGCAUGUAUGGACGUACUGCUACAGCUGCCUAUUUGCUAGGUAUGGGGGCUCAGAACCACCUUACCGAUAUCAAUGGCGAUACAGCUUUGCACUGGGCCGCGUACAAAGGUCACGCAGAUUUGAUCCGUCUGCUGAUGUACUCCGGAGUCGAUCUGCAGAAGACAGAUAAUUUUGGAUCUACUCCACUGCAUCUGGCGUGUUUAUCGGGAAAUCUACAGUGCGUCAAAAUACUUUGUGAAAAGCGAAAUUUGGAACUGGAGCCCAGAGAUAAGAAUGGCAAAACUCCCCUGAUGCUGGCUCAGAGCCACCGCAAUAAUGAUGUGGUCAAAUUACUGCAUAAUGAGAUCAAGAAAAGGUCCCGAUGGAUGCCACCUAUUUCGGAGAUCUGGAGUCUUCUUUUCGGGGGUGCUGGAGCCUCUAAAGGACCAUUGAUCUUAUUCUUGUUUUCAGUAUUGCUUUGGGGGUACCCAAUGUACAUGAUAAGGUGCAUUCCGAUAACCUGGAACACCUUAAGGCGCUCGCAUUACUGUUUCAUCUAUUGGAAUGCUGUAAUGUGGAUCAGUUGGAUUAUUGCCAAUCGUCGGGACCCUGGCUACAUACCCUUGAAUUCGGAUACCUACUAUGAAGCCAUCAAACAGAUACCGUACUUCGAUAAGUGGAAGAAACGAAAUGUCAUCUUGUCGCGGCUCUGCCACAGCUGUCGUUGUCUGCGGCCGUUGAGGGCAAAGCAUUGCCGUAUUUGUAACCGCUGUGUGUCGUACUUCGACCAUCACUGUCCCUUCAUCUACAACUGUGUGGGAUUGCGUAACCGCAUGUGGUUCCUGUUGUUUGUACUCAGUAUUGCGAUUAACUGUUCCUUUACGAUCUACUUUGCCUGCUACUGCGUGAUGAUCGAGGGAUUCAGUUUGCUGUACGUGCUCGGUUUGGUGGAGGCAUUCGUGUUCUGCGGCUUGGGUUGGAUUCUAACCUGCACUUCGAUUCUUCACGCUUGCAUGAACCUUACCACCAACGAGAUGUUCAACUACAAACGUUACCCGUACCUGCGGGACAAGCGCGGCCGUUACCAGAACCCUUUCUCACGCGGUCCGGUGCUGAAUCUCUUCGAGUUCUUCGUGUGUCUGCCGGACCGCCAGGACGAACAGGACUUCAUGUUGGACGAUAAUCUUUGAAAGUUACCGAACGGUGCCGAAAGUGGGAAACGGAAGCGACUAACGAGCAGCUAAGAGAGCCACCAGCAGCCUUUCCCGAGGCCCUAGGGUCGGCGCUUGACAACGCUUGGUAUAUUCCGGUGGAGAUAAAUCAUCUAUUUAAGCCGACGAGAUACAUAUAUUACAAAGGCAGCGCAGCAGAAGCUUAUAAGGCACCCUUCCAUCAUCUUACAGUUUUCAGAAUGCGAGAAAAUUUUCAUAAUGUUCUUUUCUGUUCCAAAGCAGUGAAAUAUUAUUAUGUAUUUUGAUAUAUUUAUCUUUAUUUUUAGGUUAUUUUGGCAUAGAAAAUCAAAUGAUUCAUAAACUUUUCACUAAUCUGUUAGAUACGUUCAAUGUUUGUUUGUAUGUACGAUAAUGCAAAUAAGAUAAACCUACGUAUAUGUAGCUCUCUAGACACAAUUUUUAUAUAUUUAUGAAUUCUUCCCUCAACACUGGAUCAGAAUUUUAUGGUUGAUUUGAAAUAAUUCCAUUUGAAUGAGAAUACGUUUUUAUAGCUAAGAGUGAUAUAUUUUGUGUGAAGUUAAGUUUGACUAUACUAAUAAAAUAGACAUAUGUGUUACACCUAAUUGUAAUACAAUAAAAUCAUAUAGCGAUCUCUGCAUUUCUACAGUGAAUGCGAAUACUCAUAUAUUACUAAGAACGAUGUCAUAAAGAAGGAAUAAAAUGUCCAUUUAAUUGUAAAUAUAUGCGUGUGCGUGAUUACCGUAGAUUGCACUUACAAAAAAAAAACCUUACACUUUUACUGUAGAACCCUUUCACGAAUUCAUAUGACAGUUUUGUCAGAAAGUCAGAAUAAUAGAGGAGCAACAUAAAAUUUUUCGUUGUAAGUUUUCUAACAUAAAAUUUAGUCUUUUUAGCAGCUUACGCUUGGAAUAAAACUUUUUGGAAGAUUUAAAAUAGAAU
Molecule: messenger RNA, 2899 nt
Organism: Uranotaenia lowii
Lineage: Eukaryota; Metazoa; Arthropoda; Insecta; Diptera; Culicidae
Exons: 5
Coding region: 338-1957 (539 amino acids)
Biological process (GO): protein palmitoylation
Cellular component (GO): Golgi membrane
Molecular function (GO): protein binding; palmitoyltransferase activity
Source: RefSeq, a predicted model, not a curated record